AUGAGACUGAGUGAGCCCGAUUGCACUGUUAAGGCCCCCUUGGAGCCAACAGCUAAAGUCAUUCAGAAAAAAAGAUCCUCAACGGCAGCUAAAUUAGACAUACCAUCAAGUAUUGAGCCAGAAGCAUCUACUUCUCAACAUUUUAUAUCAACGACCACUUGUAAGAGAUAUAAACCUGACCCUCUAAUAAUAUCUAGCCCAUCUAUUUUACCUGAGUUAGUCGAACCAGUUUCUUCAAAUGUAAAAGACCAUAUUGAGCUCUUGGAAAAUAUUGAUUUACUUUCUGACAAUAAUAUCGAGGUUGAUACUGAUGUAAGUAAUACUCAAAAAAGUCUUACUUGUAUAUACUGUGACCAAAAAAGUAAAAGGCACAAGUCCAAAAGAUUGUCUCUAAUUUCCUCUGACCAUAAAGUUUUUUUAUCUAGAGUAAAGGAACAAAAUGAAAAUCAUACAGAGUUUAUUGAUAAAAUUGUGAAUUAUUCCCAUCCUCAAAUAUAUUAUCAUAAGAUCUGUCAAUUAAAUUUCUCUUACAAAGCUUCAUCAAACAAGAAAACUCCUAAAACCGAUUGGCAUGAUCUUCGUCAACAACAUCAAGCUGCUUUUGGUGAAAUAUGUUCCUUUAUCGAAGAAAAUAUAAUUCAAAAAGGACGGUGUUACUUUUUGACUUAUAUUUUUCAGUAUUAUAUGGGAUUAUUAGAAGAAAGUAAGGAAAAUAAUGGUAAAGAAAUUGGAGGGGAUUUCAAACCACAUACCUUAGAAUCCAAAAUUCGGAAAAAAUUUGGUAAUGAAAUAAAAUAUUUUAUGAUUCACCAUACAAUAUUAUUAGCGCCGAAAAAUUUAGAGGCUAUUGAUGAGCAAUUAUAUGAAAGAGAAAUAUCUGUGCCAGAAGAUCUGCUGCAGUUUUACUCCACUUUGAUAGUCGGUAAUAAUCAAAAACGUAAAAAUAAUCCUAAUUGCAUCCAUCAAGUCAAGUCACUCUGUGAAGACGUCGUCUACGGUAUUUACAAUGAAAAAAUAAAAACACCAAAGCACAUUAUGCUCGGAAUGGCUUUAAAAAAUCUAACGAGUAGCCACGAAAUUAUUGAUAUAAUACAUGGAUAUGGGCAUUGUAUCAUAGUUAUCCAGAAGCGGAAGAGCUCGAAACAGAAGCAACACAUGAGUCAGUAG
This is a messenger RNA of Cotesia congregata, 1167 nucleotides long. NCBI's taxonomy places the organism in Eukaryota, Metazoa, Arthropoda, Insecta, Hymenoptera, Braconidae. The record is from the annotation of a GenBank genome assembly.